Messenger RNA from Cryptococcus wingfieldii CBS 7118, 1287 nucleotides. Its product is annotated as vacuolar protein. NCBI's taxonomy places the organism in Eukaryota, Fungi, Basidiomycota, Tremellomycetes, Tremellales, Cryptococcaceae. Gene Ontology annotation, molecular function: palmitoyltransferase activity. The record is from RefSeq and is a predicted model, not a curated record. The transcript is spliced from 8 exons. Bases 1 to 1287 code for a protein of 428 amino acids.
AUGCCCCUCUUCAGCUCCCUCCCGGGAACUGUCAUACGCUGCUUCAAGCGCGUGGAAACAUUCGCAGACUGGAUCACAGGCGCCGCCGGACCGUUCUUUGUCUUCUUCUGUUGGGUCCUCAUCGGCUCGGGCGGUAUACUCUUCUUCGACGUGGUAGCCCGCGACCUCAACAUAUUCGCCCUCCUCAUCCUCUCCCCCGUCCUCAUCCUCGUUCCCCUAAACCUCUACACCCACUACUAUCUCGUCACCCACGUUCCCCCCGGCCACCCUGCUCCACGAGCAUCCGGACCGGAUAGGAACGUCAAAUGGAUCAUCCAUGAUCCCAAAAGUAUCUGGUCAGCCGAGCGGUGGGGUUUUCGACGGCGCGUGAGGCUGCCUCUGAGCCAGGGUGCGGCGGGGGAUACGGGGUAUUCUAGAAAUGGGGGGCAGGGCGAAACGGGGAGAAGGGUGAAGCGGUGUAGGAAGUGUGAUGGUCCCAAGCCAGAGAGGACACAUCAUUGCUCAGUGUGCAAGAGGUGUGUUUUACAGAUGGAUCACCAUUGCCCAUGGAUCAACAACUGCGUCGGGCUGCAUAACCAACGUCACUUUGUCCUCUUCAUGGCCUGGCUAUCACUAGCUUGCCUCGUCCUCUGCACCCUCGGAGUCCAACGUUUCUUUGAUACAUUCCGCUAUUCUGCUGAAUGGCCUGCGUACUCGCCGCAAUUGGCAUUCACCAUGAUAUGGGUGCUUGCUGCUGCUAUCGGUUUUGCGGUUGGUGUUCUUUGUGCUUGGCAUUUGUAUAUGGUGUCUAAAGGAGAGACGUCUAUCGAAUCGCAUGAUAACGAUUAUCUUGCAAACAAGGCCAAGAGAGAAGGUCUCAUGUACUUGAACCCCUAUGAUCUCGGCAGACGGCGUAACUUGGAACUUUUCUUCAACAUCGGCCUAGGCGGAUACUCUCCAUACACCCUUCUCUUCCCCUUCCUAAUCCCCCCCUCCUCAAACGGCUGGUCCUACCCCCGCCGCUCCCUCCCCCCACCCCAACAUCCCCGCCCCCCACACGCAGCGUCCAACUUGCACGCGCCCGAGCUGGGGGAGGGGUUGAUAGCGCGGUCGAAUGUUGGAGGAGGGGAAGGGUUGGGGUUGGGGUUGGGGUUGGAUUUGACUGGAUCUGGUGCUGGUACUGGGGGUGGGGCCGGAGGGGGAGGGGAGGAAGGAUAUGGGGGCGGUGGGAAUGGGGGGUAUGUUAUGGGGGAUGAUGGGAGUUUGACGGAUGAUGAUGAGGGCGGUGGUGGGUGGAUGGACUAUUGA